AUGAGUGUGGUCAGCUCCGGUCUGUGGCAACGCUUACCCAGCUCCAAACCAGAUCCCCAGCAGAAGUACCACCAACAAACUGAAAUGCUCUUUCUUUCUUUCUUUUUCAUUCUUUCUUUCUUCCUUUCUUUCUUUCUUUUCUCAAAGAAGCAGAAAAGCCUGAAGCAUAUCCUCUCAUCUCAUAUUUUUCUCUCUCUCUCUCUCUUUCUGUCUGUCUCUCUCUCUCUCUCUCCCUACGUCACCCACAUUGCUUCUGUCUGUAUUGUAACAUCCUUACAACUAUACAAAUAUAAACACAACCACACAUAUCUAUCUAUCUAUCUAUCUAUCUAUCUAUCUAUCUAUCUAUCUAUCUAUCUAUCUAUAUGUGUCACUGAUAGGUGUGUUUUUAUUUGUCUUUUAUUCUCAUUAUACUUCUACUCCAUUCCUCUUUUUUUCUUCGCUGUUUUUUUUUUCUCUUUUUCUUUAUUUCAUUCAUUCUUUUAUUUUGUCCUCAUUUACAUCUUUACAGUUUUUGCGUAUUCUCUUAACCAAACAAUUGAUUCGUUUAUCUUAUCUCUUUCCUUGUUAAUCCUAUUUGAAUUUUCUCAUUUAAAAUCUUUUCUUCUUUUUUGUUGUCUAUUUCUUUUACUUCUUUGUUUCUUUCAUUGUAUUUCUUUUUCAUCUACUUUGUAUGUUUCUUUUCUUUCUUACUGUUUUGGUUCUUUCUUUCUGUUUCCUUUCUUCUUUCUUUCUUUCUUUCUUUCUUUCUUUCUUUCUUUCUCAUUCAGCUUAUUUUCUUACAUAUCUUUCUUACAUAUUCUUUCAUCGAAUCAUAUUUUUCAACACUUCCUUUCGGGUAAUAUAACAUUCCUCCUUUUGUCCGUUUUUUUUUUCUUUAGACGUAUUUUAUCCUCCAUCAACGUAUUCUUUCAGCUUUUGCUACUUACCUUUUAUAAACGCUCUACACACCUCCGUCCGAGUUGA
Messenger RNA from Acanthosepion pharaonis, 966 nucleotides. The record is from the annotation of a GenBank genome assembly. Lineage: Eukaryota; Metazoa; Mollusca; Cephalopoda; Sepiida; Sepiidae.